Ruditapes philippinarum (Manila clam) is the source of this 797-nucleotide messenger RNA. RefSeq lists its product as uncharacterized. Bases 148 to 786 code for a protein of 212 amino acids. The transcript has 5 exons. The record is from RefSeq and is a predicted model, not a curated record. NCBI's taxonomy places the organism in Eukaryota, Metazoa, Mollusca, Bivalvia, Venerida, Veneridae.
UGAAACUCUGUCUUGUUUAAAUUAUAGACCAAAUACAUCAGUGAUUAUUCAACAAUAUGUAGCAUAUUGUUUUGUGCUACACUAUGGAAUGAAGGUUAUGCCGAACCCAAACUUCCAUGGCAUGGUACCACAUGUGGAAAUGGCAAGAUGUGUCAAUCAGGGCAUUGCGUCGAAUCUCCCCUAGCACCUCCAGUCGACGAUGAAGCGUGUCCAUUUGGAGAUACCCCUUACAUUGUUCCGUACAAGAAAUUGAGUUGUUCCGAUCUUCUUGGAUCUCCUGCAACAACUUACAAUUGUUACAUUGAAUCGACCAGGCAACACUGCUGUGCUACUUGUGAAGCUAUAAAGAAAUCUAACACGGCGUAUAAAGAUUGUGACUAUGGAGAUAAAAAGUCAACUUGUGUAGGAAUGUCAUUACAACUGUGUCGAAAUAACUUUGAAGUUUGCUGUAAAACAUGCCAAGAUAUACGAUUAGAUAUUCCAGGUUGUCCUUGGGGUGAUGAAUAUACUGACUGUACUCAGAGUCAUUGCACCAAUGAUUUUUCGAAAUGUUGCCAAACCUGUGCCGCAACUAAUACAGCUUUAACGACAGCCGCUACUUCGACCAGUAAACCUUUACCGACAGCCGCUACUUGUACCAAAGCGACAGACUCUCCUUCAGCAACGGGAACUGAUACUACUACCACGACCAGUGAGCCUGUCGCAAGAAUUUCUACAACAAAUACACUCAUUAUAUUGAAUUUCAUCAUUCAUCAUGUAAUUAUAGGCUUAUUCAUUGGUAUCUGAACAUUAUCUAU